UUCAUGACGAUGAAAAGUUUAGUGUUUGUUAUUUCAAACAAACUAAGUUAGGCCCUACGUGUACGUAGAUACGCAAGGAUUCAUCCAACGGAUGGGAGCGGUUUAACCCGUAUAACCGUGGAAAACUUUCAUAAACGGCCCGGCCUUAAAUGCUGAAUAAUCUAUCUUUGGGCAAUGUUAAUGUUUACAAUACUAGAGUCCACGACGACUGCGACUUGAUUUAGAGUACAACUAUUGCUCCUUCAGUACGUAAGAAUACCAAUACGUGCAAAAAGAAAAAUAGAAACCAAAAUUGAUCUUUCUGCCAGUAGAUCAAAUCUCAAAAGAUGCCGUCCCGUAGUUCCUUGUCGCCCGGCGAGGAGGUAGGGACUAAAAGCCAUGUGGCAGGCAGGGCGGGCAAGAGCAUCGAGCAGAUUUAUCAGAAGAAAUCGCAACUUGAACAUAUCUUGUUGCGCCCGGACACCUACGUGGGAUCAUGUAGCCUUAACUUACAACACGAUUUCUGUUGCUUUAUCAUCGAGAAAGUCUAAGCGCCUGAGAUAUUGCUACAAAACAUGCGCAAUUCAAUGAAGUAGCUUUCGUCUUUUUUUUACUGUAGUGCCAUGCUUAUCCGAAAGGGAAGAGCUUGCAUGUUUAUGCGCGAAGCUGCCGGCGACGGACGGGGCUAACCCCCUAUAGAGGGCUAACCCCCUAUCGCUAACCCCCUUCGUCGUCCUAGAUCAUCCCGGAAUAUGUUUCUUGAUUCAUGAUCCAGCUCCGAGAGUAGCCUCUUCAAUCUGAGUUCAAUGAAUUAUGAUUAUGUCUUUUAUUUUUUUCUUCCUGUUUAAACUUUACAGGCGAGCCUCAGAUGCAGGAGAUGUGGGUCUUCGAUACGCAGAACGAAAAAAUGCAAUUUCGCAAAGUCACCUACGUUCCUGCCUUAUACAAGAUCUUCGACGAAAUCCUUGUUAAUGCCGCGGAUCACCUGCAGAGAAGCUCGAAGAUGAACUGCAUCAGUGUCGACAUAAAUCCUGAAGCUGGGUACUUGAAUUUUAUUAAUCAACAAGGCACAAACCAAAACUGAUUGACGAUGUCUCUUUCAACAUUUUACUUUUAGGACUGUUACUUGCAAUCAUGUUGAUCGAAAACCUAGUACUAGUUGUAGAAACGAUUUUUCCUUCACAACGACCAGCACGAUAGCAGUCUACAACAACGGCGACGGCGUUCCAGUGAAAAUGCACAAAGAGCACAAGAUAUAUGUGCCAGAGCUCAUUUUCGGUAAUUUGUUGACUUCGGACAACUACGACGACAAUGAGAAAAAAGUCACGGGUGGACGUAACGGUUUUGGCGCAAAGCUCACCAACGUCUUUUCUACGAAGUUUAUCGUGGAAACCGCCGAUGCCAAUGAAGGCAAGCUAUUCACGCAGGUCAUGGAGCAGAACAUGACAGUGAAGAACAAGCCGACUAUCGUAAACUAUAAAAAGGAGCCCUUCACACGCAUCACGUUCCAACCAGAUCUCGAGCGGUUCUCGAUGACUGAACUGGACACGGACACGGUUGCCCUUUUCCACAAACGCGUCUGGGACAUCGCGGCAACCACGGACAAGAAGUGUAAGGUCUAUCUAAACAAUAAGCUGUUGCCGGUGAAGGACUUCAAGUUAAGAGGAAAAAUUUUGUUGUUCGUUGUAUAUGUAUGCAUGAUUGCGCCAUUAAUGUACUUGGGGACGAACCACCAAUCAUGAUAAAGCUACCACCUUUACAUAUAUAUACUCGCAUCACCAACACCACUUGAAGAGAGGGAAAGACCACCAGAAACUCUAAUUCCUGGCUAUGUCGAUUUUUUCGUAAACUGCGUAUCGCGUGGCGAGGAAGCCGAGGGCCGACAAUCGUUACAGGUGAUUCAUGAAAAGUGCGGUGCUAGAUGGGAGGUUUGCGCGACCUUAUCCACCGAAGGUCAAUUUCAACAGGUCUCUUUUGUGAACAGUAUCAACACUAUCAAAGGAGGAACGCACGUCGCACACGUAGCAGACCAGCUAGUGGACGCACUAUUGAAGUUAAGACAACUUUUGUAGUUGUAGUAUCAAAACUACAUGAUGCUCUGAUUCUGUCGAAAAAAAUUUAGAUUAUAAUGUGUAGAAAGAGCCAUAAAUGUCUAUGUUGAUAAUCGGUAUCGGGAUCGAUGAUAUAGCGCUGCUUAAGUCAGGUUCGACGUAAGGACUUUCUGUUUUGUGACGCAACUCAUUUUUAUUCCCGUUGAUGACGUUGAUGUUGGUACUUACGAUUUUUACGCAGCAUCGAAUUAUGACGAUGAUUAUCGCACACCGCCUCGCCGCGACUCCUUCUUCUAAACCCCAAAGCGCAGGCCGGUAACAAAAAGGGAAUCCAGAUCAAGCCAGCGAAUGUGAAGCAGCACUUGUGGAUCUUCGUCAAUUGCUUGAUCGAAAACCCUGCUUUCGACUCGCAAACCAAGGAAACCCUGAAGACGCAACAAGGGAAAUUCGGGUCUAAGUGCGAGCUCUCCGAAACGUUUCUCAAGUCAGUCCAGAAAAGUGGAGUUAUCGACAUGAUCCUCAACUGGGCUAAGGCGAAAGAAAAAGUAGACCUGGGUCGCAAGAUGAAAGCUAGCGGAAAUCAAAUGCGCGUACUGGGCGUUCCGAAACUCGAAGACGCAAAUGAUUAAGGCAAAAGAACAAACGGGUAUUUCUAUUUAUUAAGUAAGUAUGUUAUAACAUAACAGAGGAGUUUAUAGCACGCAUGGUGCAUGGAGUAGCAUGAAGUGCAUGGAGCGCAGAGCUUUAAGGGGUGCAAGAAGCUCCCCCUUUAGCUCCAUGCGAUCCAUGCGCUCCAUGUCAUGCGAGCGGUUAAGCCUUAUAAAUUGCUCUGACAUAACUGUUUGCUGACGUAGUUGCCAUAGCUAUACAUAGGUUCGAAUUUUAUUGAACAGUUCCUCCGGGUAAUGUUUGGUCUUGGCAGUUUUUUCACUUUCUUUUUCGGUUCCAAAUUACUACCAUUAGAUGGUACAUUGGUGAAGUAAGCGUCGACGAUGUGCGAGGCGUCGUAGAAAAAGCAGCGAACGACUCUGUAAAGACUCGUUCUACUUCGGAGAUUUCUUAUUGACCAAAAGAAGCCCAUUGAAUUCUCUAACAUCUGGCGGGGGGUAAAAAGUCGGCGCAGUGCACACUCAUUCUCACAGAGGGAGAUUCAGCGAAAGCGCUUGCGGUAUUUUUUUGUAGUUGUAUAGGAGUUUUUCAUCGCUCAUAAAGUGAUAAUCAUUUUCUGAAGCGGGUGCGGAUUAUGCAGAUCCUGGCGUGCUCAAUGAACCCCGAAGCAAUUUACUUCUUCACACAUCUACAGGUCGCUGGCCUCUCCGUGAUAGGGCGCGAUUACUAUGGUGUAUUUCCUUUGCGUGGGAAGGUUCUCAACGUCCGGGAAGCAGCGCAUAAAACGCUGAUGGGCAACAGCGAGAUCCAGGCGAUUUUGAAGAUCGUGGGUCUGACUCCAAAUCAGACCUACGAAGAUCUGAACAAACUACGAUACGGAAGCAUCAUGAUCAUGACGGAUCUUAUGGAACGAUGUUAUAAACUACAAGUACAACUACUUAUAUAAUUAUAUAAAGCUUGUUUACAUUUUUUGUUGCGUUUUGAGGGAUGACCCUUCGUUCUUAUAAUAUAAUUGAGAUCAAUCUUUAGCGCUACCUUAAUACUAUCGUAGUGGUAAUGCACUACAGUACGCAAUCGGCAUGUUACCAGCAACACCGAAUGCAGGAAAAAGCACGAUGAAUGGUGAUGAUAUAACUUAACUUUCAGAUUUUUUGGCAACUUUUUGUUGUGAAAGAACCGACGAAUCCCGUCUAAAGCAGAGGAUCUCGACGGAAGCCAUAUCAAGGGCCUCCUCAUCAACAUGAUUGAGAACUGGUGGCCGAGUUUGAUGCAGCAUAAAGGGUUCCUGAAGGAGUUUGUGACGCCAAUUGUAAAGGUUCACAAAGGAGGCAAAUUUGAAAAGAAGUUUUAUACGAUAUUAUGACGCAAUUUUAUAUGGUUACUGGCACAUAGGCAUUGGCAUAACGCAAUCUGAUAAAGAUUCAGAUGUUUGAAGAACGCCUGCAUCUAGACCAGUUGCUCUCCCUCUAAUAUCUGCAGAUUACGAAUCCUGGCGGAAACAGCACAACAAUGGGAAGGGCUGGGACACCAAAUACUACAAAGGUUUGGGAACAUCCACUGCCAAGGAAGCAAAGGAGUAUUUUGUAUGGCCAUUCUCUACCGAUUUCGAUUGAUUGUAAAUACACAGUAAAAUUCGUCAAUGAAUUCAAAUACAAACCGAUAGGUGUCGAGUCCUCUAGGUGAAAACGAAUGGUCGCAUUCACUGUGUAAAGUAGAAGGCAUUGGGGGUAUAUUUCAAGCAACCUCUAACAUCUCGCGAUAUCGAAAUCAACGAAAUUUGCUUCACCCACGACCCUACGGCGCGUGAAGCCAUUGACCUAGCCUUCAACAAAGCAAGAGCCGACGACCGCAAGGACUGGAUGAAUAACGUUAGAGAAAGUACUAUCUUCAUCACCUUUGGAGUCCUUUAUCUGAACUACUCACACUCACAGUGGAAUAGAUCAACUUAACAUAAGCAUCAACAUCUAGUUUCUUAUAGCAGUGGAGUUGGAUUAAAAACAUCAACAUCUACGUGCACUUUUUUGUAGAUUAAGAAUUUACACUCGCUUCUGAAUGAGGAGGACGUAAAAAGAGGUUACAUGACAUGACUUCUGAACAAAGCAGAUUCUUGUGCAGCUCGUGUCCGAAAGUUACUCAUUGCCAAUAGAAAUAGCAUCAGUAGAGAAAACAAGCUGGUGUCUACUAAAAAUAUGAGCUGUUAUCAUGACUCAACCCGCAGAUGACACGGUGAACCAUAAUAUCAAGACUCUGGCGUUUUCGGAUUUCAUCAACAAAGAGUUGAUUUGGUUCUCCAAGUACGCGGCUCUCCGAGCGAUUCCUAAUAUCAUGGACGGAUUUAAGCCUGGACAGCGGAAGAUUAUGUUCUGCGCUUUCAAGAAAAAGCUGAAGAAAGACAUCAAAGUCGCCCAGUUCGUUGGCUACGUGUCCGAGAAGGGUGCAUACCAUCACGGAGAAAAAUCACUCGAGGACACCAUCGUGAAUAUGGCACAGGAUUUCGUCGGCAGCAACAACCUGAACCUUUUCUUUCCUAGCGGGCAAUUCGGUACUUACGGAAGAUGAGUAUUUUUUUACAUCCUUCAAACAAGAAGGCCGAACUGGACUGUUCCUUUGUAGAAAUUUCUUUUCCAUGUAAAAAGAGCGCCAGGUUGGUCUUCUUAGAAGACAGAUGCAAAACGCAUUCUCCUCUAUAGGAAGCGCCUAGCGGGUGGCAGCGAUCACGCCAGUGCAAGGUAUUCUCUCAUAGUCCAUGGCCUUCGUUAGUUUUAUUUGAUUGUAAAUGUAAAGACUUACACUUAUGAAUAUUUAAUGUGGUUAUUGGUAUCCGUGGAUAUACUAAACGCGAUAAUAUCAACAUUCUCGCCGGCCGUUGUAAUAUCAACGUUCUGGAAUCACACCUACUUCUGGCCAGUAGUACAAGGAAGUAGGUCCUCCGAUUUUCACGGACGAACUUUUAUCGUGCAUGAAAUAUGUAUGUGCAGUAUGAUCUCACUUACACAAGGUACAUCUUCACUCGCCUGAUGCCGUACACCAGAAACAUUUUCAAUGAGUUGGACGACAAUGUGCUAGCGUAUCAUAACGAGGAGGGCCAGUGGAUCGAACCCCAUUUCUAUGUACCUAUCUUAUGCGCUUCAACCGAUAUUUGUUGAUAGAUGCACAUUUUGAGAACUCAGAAAGGCUUCUAAAAAAGCACAACUUUGAGUUUGAAAAGGACGAAAAAUUUCGAGCUGCGUAUUCUCGAAAACUGAAAAUACGCGAGUUAGUGACUGACAUAAGAGAGUCUUGACUACAUUCCUCUCCUUUCAGUAUCUCGCUUAUUUCAAGUAGUUACUCGCUUAUUUCAGUUUAUCGAAUACUUCAAUAACGACGAGGAAAACGGGCCGUUCCCGUUGGCCGUGGAGUUGCUCACUGGUGCUCCUGACUUUUUUAUCAUAAUGACAACCUCUUUCUAAUUGCUUUGCCAAUGGUGCUCGUGAACGGAGCAGCAGGUAUUGGCGUCGGUUGGAGCACUAGCAUUCCGAACUUCAAUCCGCUUGAGAUCAUUGACAACCUCAGACGAUACCUGCGCAAGCAACCGAUGACUGAAAUGUUACGCACGCAUAAUAUUCUGCCCAUUGUUAGACAAGUCAAUGCUCAGUAACUUCUAUAUUUCUACUAUCAGCGUGGUGCUGGCAAUGUUUGACUAGACGAGAUGGUGUGCUUCCACCAGUACUACAAUUUGUUGUUUGUUAGCCAACUGUUCGAGUUCGUGCAGAUGCAGUUCUUCGAUUUCUCCAGUUGUACUACUUCAAGAUAGACGCCGGACUUGGUCAUCACGUGGUCCAAACGUGAGCAUGCCUGAUUUAUUAAUGGAAACGUCCGCAAAUAUAUGAUUGGUGCAAGCGCUCUUUAAAAAGUGUACCAUGGUAUCGUGGAUUCAUCGGCGAUGUAGCAGCAUCGGGGCAGGAAGCCGGCAAAUACCUUGCGAACGGCAUCAUCCGCAAAGUCUCCGAGACCCAGCUGGAGAUCCUUGAGUUGCCGAUCAAGGAGUGGACGUCGAACUACAAGGAAUUUCUCGAAGCGAUGCUACCUGGCGCGGCGAAGGCCGCUGAGAAGGCGGCUGCAAACGAGAAACAGGCAGAGUCGAAGAAGCCGCCUACUGAGCCGGUGAUAACGGAUAUGCGCGAGCAUCACACAGAAAACACGGUGCAUUUUAUCCUAAAACUAACAGAAGAACAGAUGGCGCGAAUUGAAGCACAGGGAAUGGAAAACGUCUUUAAGCUUCGCACCAGCCUUGCGACGACAAACAUGAUGCUCUUCGAUGUACACAACAAGAUCAAACGGUACUUCUAACUAGUGUGCUCGCCCCAUCACCUCAUGUACGUGUACCCUGAACUACUUAACAUUGCUCGACCAACUCCAACUCCAUCUAGAACAUCUACGAUAUAUUUACCUCAUACCAUUAUUAUAACACGGUGAAGGACCACGAUUCAUCAACCAUUGACACACUUUCAAGGCGAAACAAGACUGUUAUUUCUGCUACUUUAGGUAUGAGACGGCGAACGAUAUUCUAGACGAGUUCGCGAUCACGCGUUUGGAAUUCUACGACAAGAGGAAGCGCUUCUUGAUUGACAAAUUGGGUCGAGAAAAGCUGAUCCUAGAUGCCAAGGUAAAGUUCAUCCUGAUGAUAUUGUCCAACCAGUUGGAGAUACGGAACAAGAGAAAAAAAGUCAUCAUAGACGAGCUGCUGUCCCACGGUUUUCAGCGCAUGAGCGAGAUCCAGAAGGGCAAUCUAGGAACGCUGCCUGAGGAGGAGCAGGAAGGAGGAAACAAGGAUGGGGAAGAUGAAGACACUGCAGAUCCAAGCGCGUCUGCUGGGAAAACAGACGACUUCAACUAUCUCUUGGGCAUGCCUCUGUGGAACCUCACGCAGGAGAAGGUACAUCAAUCAUUCACAACAUUUCCUAGGUAGAAGAUCAUGCUCACACAAACUUGCACCUUUAGCGAUCGACAAUAAGCACGUGAACAUGUUCACAAAAAUUAUUUCAGAAAACAAAGAGUCAUUGAAAAUUCCUCGGAAGCAAUUUCUCGUCGCUGCCCUUCUUUUUUUCUUCCAAGUAACUACUUUUAAAAAAAGCAUGUGCUCAAAAAUAGAUUUCUGGAAAGAAUGAAGCACUCAAUGAGUAGUGCUAGGGCUUACGAGAAGUGUUGUAAAUUUACUCAGAUGAGCGUGAGCCAUAAUGUGCCACCUCAGCACAUAUUUAUCUUGCCGUGGUAGAGCAUCUAAAUAGACAUCUACUUCACAUCUUCACUGUUCGUGUUCACCCAACAUUCUAGGUAGAAGAGCUGCAGAAGCAACUGAAGGAUAAGAAACACGAGCUUUCGAUUAUUCAGAAUACUUCUCGGGAGCAGAUGUGGGACAAGGAUCUGUCAGAUCUUAGAACGCAGAUUGAGGAGGACUGGGCAAAACAAGAGAAAGAGGAGGAGGACGCGAAGAAAGUGCGCGCGAACAAUAAGAAGAAAGCGGAGGCGAAAGAAGCAGCCGGGAAGGCGAAGCGGGGUAAGAAGGCAGCCGCAUGGGCGGACGACGAGGACGACGCGUCCCAAUUCGCACCGCGGAUGGCUGACUUCAAGGAACUGAAGAAAGCAAAGCAGAAACCUGCACCCAUCAUGGAUAUCCCGGUUCAAGGCAUUGACUUGGAGGAGAAACGAGAAUACAUGAAAACGAGGCAAGUGGAGGACCGCGUCGCGAAGCGACCAGGAAAAAGAGCACUAGCUGCUGCGGUAUUUUGUUGCGAUAUCUUCCAUUUUAUCAAAUUCAACACCAACAAGUUGAAGUUACAAUAGUUAGAAUGAAUUAGAGCUACAGCUUGUGAAAUAAGCCUUGUCUUCCCACGAGGAUGCACGAGGUUCUGAUUUCCUCCUUUUUGCAUAGUUGCUUUAGCAAAUCUUUUGGACGACAACUGUCUACACAACCAGGGCGGGCUCACACAGGGCGGAACGCAGAGCGUUGCGCUAAGUCAAGCUGCUGACGAGACGACCGAAGCAGACGGUCCUCACAAAGCGAUGAAGACGGCCGCGCGGGGCAAGAAAAAGAUCGUUAUGGUUACCGUCAACCCAUCUUUAAUGGCAUCUUUGAUUAGCCACUUCCUCCUUGGAACAAGCUAAAAGAAGGUCGAAAAGACUGGUUGUUGGUACCUCUAAGAGCGGGCCUCCAGGCCUCGCGAGUGUCAAAGAGUCAGCCAGUCUGCAGGAAGACGACCGACCAGGAGCGAUGAAGCAGCAGAAAAUCACAGCGUUCUUCGGCAUGGAGCCGGCGGCUGCACCCUCCCCAGGGGCUGUAGAGCAGCCUCCCCCCGAGCCCAAGUCCACGGCUGGGCUCCUGGAGCGUCUGCUAGCGCAAAAGCGAGUGCGGAGUGCGGCGCUUAACGCAGCGGGCAUCGAUCUCAACAGAACAUCAUCGAGUGUCCUCGCGUCACGGCCAGGCGGACUCUCCGGCUUUGGUUCGUCCUCUUCUUCCUCGAGCGUCUUUGGAGGAGGUGGGGGGCUACACCUUGGUGCAGGAGCGUCUUCGUCAAGCACGGGCGGUUAUACCAGUUUCGCGGACCGCUUUGCCGCUAUCAACCGCGCAGCGGCGGGUGCGUCAUCUUCCUCGUCUAUUGGUACCAGCUUUCUCGGUGCCGGCGUAGCGCCUGGGGCUAUAUCAGGGGAAACAGCAACAGCAGCAGCAGCAGUUCCGUCUAGCAGUAGAGUGUCCGCAGAACCCGAUGGUGAUGUAGGCGUCACAUCGGUAUCAAUACAACAGGCCGCAGACGCACCUCCAGUGAAGAAAACCACGAUGGGCAUGAAACGAAAGCAAACAGAGGGCGCAUCGAGUACGGGCUCGAAGGAGAGCAAAAAGCCUAAAUCGUCCACAGGAAGCAAGUAGCAAAAACCCAGGCACCCAUGCCGACGGGAGAAGCUUUCUGAUAACAGCUACAUAAAAAUGGGAAAAGGUCUGGAUCGGAAGACCAGCAUGUAAAUAUUCAAAAAAGCCAUAUGUAUGCAAGAACGCGAUUCAUCAGAACGUUAUUCGAUCACACUUCCAGAUUUUCUACAGACUCUACUUCUAAAUCCGAUGAAAAUAUUGAUAAAUAUUUGCAUAUUUAUGUGGAUUUUAGAUUAUUUAUGUGGAUUUUAGAUAUGAUGUACUAGGUGUGACCAUAACUACGACUAAGCAGGAAAACAAAGAAUCCUUUUUGUUUAGCUGACUGUAUCCGUAUCCCGGAAGCUCAACACGCUAGGAGUCGAUCCCAUAUCACAUGCAAUGAUGCUACGCUUUGAUAUCUCAUGUUCUAUUCCUCAGUCUCAACUUCGCAACAUCUAAGGUGCAGAGUUGCUAUCUUGUUAACAAAAAAAGAGCCAAUCUGCUCUCGCUACGUUUUGUUUCUGGCAUGAGAACAUCCUUAUCGAUUCAACAAAGUCGCUAAAAUUUGACGCCUAUUGUAUACAUUGAUCUAAGAAGUAGGUGCACACAUUCGCUCUGAGUGACGGCAGAGGUCACCCUGUGGACGGCGAGUCGACUUCUAUCCUAUCCGAGUAGGGAGAGCUAGAAGCUGAGAGUCUAACCCCUGGCCGAGAAACUUGCGGAUGCGGGGGAUCUCUCUUCCAUCCGUUCGAUAUGUACCAUAGUUAAUCGCGAUGCAACUACGCUUAUGUCGCAAGCGCAACAUGAACAUACAUUUACAUAAUCACAGUGCGCAAUAAAAUGUUAGCGCACAUAUCAUUACUUCUAAAUAUGGCAUUUGGAUUUGCAUACGACACCUAUUACCAGCGGGUAGGAAAGUCAAAGCGACUACUUGUACUUCUUCUCUCAUCAUUGCAUUCCAAUCAAUACAAGAAACGAACGCUCAUUUACAUGAGCACGAUGGUUCGUGAAAAACAGAUGAGAAUCUAACUUUUAUGUCGAAUCCUUUAUUCAAAGACGUGGACGCCUAAGAGGUAAGCAACUCUUCAGUAGUCUUGGUAACGUGUGUUUUUUCAGACCCACCAAUAUAGAUACAAUUACUUCUUCUACUAAUUUUUGAUAUUCUUGCGCAAAACCGCAAAUAAAACUCAUGAUUCUUAUUGCAGCUCAACGCCCAUAGUACAUAGAUGUAUUGAUUAUUAUGAAUGUUACGUUAGAAAGCGACUGAACAGCAAAGUGAACAAGCUGUUCCAGUAAUCUGCAUUGAUUGUCUUCUUAGAGGAUCAGGCAUUCUGCUGCCACGUAUCUACUACCUCUGCGCCGAAACAGGAACCAGGACAGGUCCGGAAUCUUGUACCAGACAAAGAAAAUAAGAACAAGGGAGGCACACGAGAGCCCACCGUCUUUCUGCAAGCGGAGUAGUUUGUACUUGUUGUUAGCGUUUCGCAGAUCUUUUAUGUACUAGGUGAUUCACUCUGCACACCUUAGUAUGCCUAUGCGAGCUAAAAAGAAAGAAAAAGAAUAGCAAAAGUCAUGGACGGCAGGUCCAUCACGAUAGCGGUUGUACCGACAUCGAAAACAAAACUAGACGCGGCAGAUAAUGCAAAAAAAAGAGAGAGAGUAUGAUGACCGCCGCAUAGAAUUAGAAUCGCUUUCAAGGCAAAUACUUAGCCACAAAAGCGCCGUAUUCCUAUAAAGAUAGUUGUAUUGUAAAUAUAGGGAUGUGAAUGACGAGCGCAAUCAACCCGCGUUGUUGUUGAGUCGCCUGCUCUUGAGUUAUUUCACUCAACAUUUAUAACAGAAGCAGAGUAUUUUUGAACACUCACUCCAUAGUUUGACUUUUGGUUUUUAUCUUAGAAAAGGUAUGCGUGUUGCAAUCACAUUCGUGCGAAAAAGUUCGUUCUAUCGGCCUUGAGGACUAGCCUAAACCUCCCUCAAAUAAUGUGUGAAGCUUAUCGAUGUGUGGCCGAAUUGCUCCUGUGAUAGUUUUUCAUAUUGGUGCGCUUUGGAGUAAUUACUCAAAAUUAGUUUUUGGAUCCAGGUCCACCACUCAACAUCACACGGCAUUUUUAGUGUUCGGGAUCCAUAAGCAUUGAUUAGAUUCCUGCCCCCUCGAUCUAACUUUUUGAGGGGCGGGCCUCCAGCCCCGCGCCCUUUUUUCGAGGGGAUGCCGGUCGGGAAGGCCUCGAAGCGCCCACCUCUGACCCCCUCCCGCUUGUUGCCUGGACCCUAAAGCGCCACCAUGUCGGAGGCCGUUCAAGCACUGAGAAGC
This is a messenger RNA of Amoebophrya sp. A25, 11833 nucleotides long. NCBI's taxonomy places the organism in Eukaryota, Dinophyceae, Syndiniales, Amoebophryaceae. The record is from the annotation of a GenBank genome assembly.